AUGUCAGCCACCGUUGAGCAAGACGCGGCAGAUCUGGAGGCUAGAUUAGCAGAAACCCGGGACUCGCAAAAUGCUGUUUCUUUGAGAGACAAUUUGAAGUCGCUGGCAGCGGGAGGCGUUGGUGGAGUUUGUGCUGUCCUCACAGGACACCCGUUCGACCUGCUGAAAGUCCGGUGCCAGUCAAACCAGGCUUCUGGGUCCAUGGACGCAGUCAGACGAGUGCUACAGGAGGCCAGAGCACAGCCGGGCCCAUUGCCCUUGAACCAGGUGCGCAGCUUCUAUCGAGGCGUUAUCCCCCCUCUGCUGGGAGUAACUCCGAUAUUCGCAGUGUCGUUCUGGGGCUAUGACAUGGGAAAACGGCUCGUAUCCUGGGGCACAAGUCCAGACACCGAUAUAGCAGGCUCUAGCUCCAAAACCACGCCGCUCAGCACCAGCCAGCUGGCGCUGGCAGGGUUCAUUUCGGCAAUCCCAACUACGCUGAUCACUGCACCAACCGAAAGAGUCAAAGUCGUGAUGCAAACCACGGAGCGAGCGUCGUUUGUGAGCGCUGCUGGCAGGCUGGUACGCGAAGGCGGCGUGCAAUCGCUAUUUCGCGGGUCUCUGGCGACUCUGGCUCGCGACGGACCGGGAAGUGCAUUAUAUUUUGCAUCCUACGAGGUAUCCAAACGCUUCCUCUCGGGAAACGAGCCAGCCAGCACUCUCAGCAUCUCCAGCAUUUGUUUGGCCGGCGGAAUUGCAGGAAUGAGCAUGUGGAUCGGUGUUUUCCCCAUCGACACCAUCAAAACAAAGCUACAGUCAAGUGCAUCAGCAAGUACGAUGUCAGAAGCGACUCGCGAAAUUUAUCAGCGCGCAGGCGUCAAGGGUUUUUUCCCGGGACUCGGGCCAGCUUUGAUGAGAAGCUUCCCAGCCAACGCUGCCACAUUUUUGGGUGUCGAGCUCACCCACCAUGUGUUCAAGCAAUACCAUAUGUAA
Messenger RNA from Lachancea meyersii CBS 8951, 972 nucleotides. NCBI's taxonomy places the organism in Eukaryota, Fungi, Ascomycota, Saccharomycetes, Saccharomycetales, Saccharomycetaceae. The record is from the annotation of a GenBank genome assembly.